Metschnikowia bicuspidata var. bicuspidata NRRL YB-4993 is the source of this 3635-nucleotide messenger RNA. RefSeq names its product carbamoyl-phosphate synthase (glutamine-hydrolyzing) (gene CPA2). NCBI's taxonomy places the organism in Eukaryota, Fungi, Ascomycota, Pichiomycetes, Serinales, Metschnikowiaceae. The transcript has a single exon. The coding region runs from base 156 to 3584 and encodes 1142 amino acids. Gene Ontology annotation, cellular component: cytoplasm; cytosol. Gene Ontology annotation, molecular function: ATP binding; metal ion binding; dihydroorotase activity. Gene Ontology annotation, biological process: L-citrulline biosynthetic process; UTP biosynthetic process; 'de novo' pyrimidine nucleobase biosynthetic process. The record is from RefSeq and is a predicted model, not a curated record.
UUCCGAUAGCGCCCAUCAUAUAUAGCCGGUGCAAAAUCCCCCUGCUCUCUUUUGCCCUCCACCUUUUUCGUCCCACUUUUGCUAGCAGCCACCACCGCGUGCUUCCGGAAACUCACACCAUGCUUUUCCGCAGUAUCAGGGUAGCCCCCAGCAAAAUGGCCGGCGUGGCCCGCGUGGCCUCGGUCCGGGCCAAGCUCGCUAAGCAGACGGGUGCCGUCAGAACCUUUGCCGUCAGCAGCCGCUGGCUAAACGCCGAGCCCGUGUACAAAGGCGGCGAGUACUUGAAAACGCUAGCCAGCCACGACCACGCGUUGGUGGACGUGUCGAAGGUGUUGGUGAUCGGCUCGGGAGGGUUGUCCAUCGGGCAGGCCGGGGAGUUUGACUACUCGGGCUCGCAGGCCAUCAAAGCAUUGAAGGAGGCCAACAAGCAGUCGGUGUUGAUCAACCCCAACAUCGCCACCAACCAGACGUCGCACCAGUUGGCGGACGAGAUCUACUACUUGCCGGUGACGCCCGAGUACAUCACGUACAUCAUCGAGCGGGAGAAGCCGGACGGCAUCUUGUUGACGUUCGGCGGGCAGACCGGCUUGAACGUCGGCGUGCAGUUGGACAAGAUGGGCGUGUUUGACCGCUACGGCGUCAAGGUGUUGGGCACGCCCAUCAAGACCUUGGAGACGUCCGAGGACCGCGACCUCUUUGCGCAGGCGUUGAAGCAAAUCGACAUCCCCAUCGCCGAGUCCAUAGCCGUGGACACCGUGGACGACGCGUUGGCCGCGGCCGACGCCAUCGGCUACCCGAUCAUCGUGCGCUCGGCCUACUCGUUGGGCGGCUUGGGCUCCGGGUUCGCGGCCAACAAAGACGAGCUCCGCGACUUGUGCUCGCGCUCGUUGUCCUUGGCCCCGCAGAUCCUCGUGGAGAAGUCCUUGAAGGGCUGGAAGGAGGUGGAGUACGAGGUCGUGCGCGACCGCGUGGGCAACUGCAUCACCGUGUGCAACAUGGAGAACUUCGACCCGUUGGGCAUCCACACCGGCGACUCCAUCGUGGUGGCGCCCUCGCAGACCUUGUCGGACGAGGAGUACCACAUGUUGCGGUCCGCGGCCAUCAAGAUCAUCCGCCACUUGGGCGUGGUGGGCGAGUGCAACGUGCAGUAUGCCUUGCAGCCGGACGGCUUGGACUACCGCGUGAUCGAGGUCAACGCCCGCUUGUCGCGGUCGUCGGCCUUGGCGUCCAAAGCCACGGGCUACCCGUUGGCGUACACCGCGGCCAAGAUCGCGUUGGGCCACACCUUGCCCGAGUUGCCCAACGCCGUGACCAAGACCACCACUGCCGGCUUCGAGCCCUCCUUGGACUACAUGGUCACCAAGAUCCCCAGAUGGGACUUGGCCAAGUUCCAGCACGUCAAGCGCGACAUCGGCUCGGCCAUGAAGUCCGUGGGCGAGGUCAUGGCCAUCGGCCGCAACUUCGAGGAGUCCUUCCAGAAGGCCAUCCGCCAGGUCGACCCCUCGUACGUCGGCUUCCAGGGCGACCACUUCGACAACUUGGACGACACCUUGGCCAACCCGACCGACCGCAGAUGGUUGGCCGUGGGCCAGGCGUUGCUCCACGAGAACUACUCCGUGGACCGGGUGCACGACCUCACCAAGAUCGACAAGUGGUUCUUGUACAAGUUGAUGAACAUCGUGCACAUGUACCGUGAGUUGGAGGCCGCCGCCUCCUUGUCCAACGUCAACACGGACUUGAUGAGCAGGGCCAAGAAGCUCGGCUUCUCCGACAAGCAGAUCGCCAUGUGCGUGCACCUGGCCGAGUUGGACGUGCGUGCCCUCAGGAAGUCCUAUGGCAUCACGCCGUUCGUCAAGAAAAUCGACACCUUGGCCGCGGAGUUCCCCGCCAACACCAACUACUUGUACACCACCUACAACGCCACGUCCUCGGACAUCGACUUCAACGAGCACGGCACCAUGGUCUUGGGCUCGGGUGUGUACAGAAUCGGCUCGUCCGUCGAGUUCGACUGGUGUGCCGUGGCCACCGCCAGAGCUUUGCGCAAGUCCGGCCACAAGACCAUCAUGAUCAACUACAACCCGGAGACAGUGUCCACAGACUUCGACGAGGUCGACCGCUUGUACUUCGAGGAGCUUUCCUUGGAGCGUGUCUUGGACAUCUACGAGUUGGAGACCGCGCAAGGCGUGGUCGUCUCCUUCGGGGGCCAGUUGCCCCAAAACAUCGCCUUGGCCUUGCAGAACCAGGGCUGCAACGUGUUGGGCACUAACCCGGAGGACAUCGACAAGGCCGAGGACAGACACAAGUUCUCCCAGAUCUUGGACUCUAUCGGCGUCGACCAGCCCCAAUGGAAGGAGUUGACCUCCAUCGAGGAGGCCGAGGCCUUUGCCAACGACGUCGGCUACCCGGUUUUGGUGAGACCCUCCUACGUCUUGUCGGGAGCCGCCAUGUCGGUCAUCAACUCGCAAAACGAGUUGGAGUCCAAGUUGUCCAACGCCUCCAAGGUGUCUCGCGACCACCCCGUGGUGAUCUCCAAGUUUAUCUCGGGCGCCCAGGAAAUCGACAUCGACGCCGUGGCCCACAACGGCGAGGUCUUGGUCCACGCUGUUUCCGAGCACGUGGAGAACGCAGGCGUCCACUCGGGGGACGCCACUUUGGUCUUGCCUCCUCAGAACUUGUCUCCUAUCAUCUUGCAAAGACUCAAGGUCAUUGCCGACAAGGUUGCCGCGGCCUGGAAAAUCACCGGUCCUUUCAACAUGCAAGUCAUCUUGAACGACAAGGAGGGCGCUUUGAACGACUCGGACGCUGAGCUCAAGGUCAUCGAGUGCAACAUCCGUGCCUCGCGUUCCUUCCCAUUCGUGUCCAAGGUAUUGGGCACCAACUUCAUCGACGUCGCCACCAAGGCCCUUCUCAGUGAGAACGUUCCAAAGCCCGUCGACUUGAUGGCUAAGGAGUACUCCCGUGUGGCCACCAAGGUGCCUCAAUUCUCUUUCACUCGUUUGGCUGGUGCUGACCCAUUUUUGGGUGUCGAGAUGUCCUCUACCGGUGAGAUUGCUUGCUUCGGUGACGACUUGGUCGAGGCCUACUGGACCUCGAUCCAGUCCACAAUGAACUUCAGCGUGCCUCUUCCCGGCACCGGUGUUUUGUUUGGUGGUGACUUGACCAACGAGAAGUUGGCCAAUGUUGCCAAGACCAUUUCUGGCCUCGGCUACAACUUCUACGCCGCUUCGCCAGAUGUUGCCGAGUACAUUUCCAAGAACGUCAGCGAGUCUGUCGAGGUGAUCGAGUUCCCAAAGACCGACAAGAGAGCCUUGAGAGAGAUUUUCCAGAAGCACCAGAUUUCUGCGGUGUUCAACUUGGCCAAGGCCAGAGCCGAGAGCUUGUUGGAUGAGGACUACGUCAUGAGAAGAAAUGCCAUUGAUUUCGGUAUUCCUUUGUUCAACGAACCAAACACCACCCAGCUUUUCGCCGAGUGCUUGAAGGCCAAGAUCGGUAACAAAGUCAACUUCGACACCAUUCCUUCUUCUUUCGAGAUUCCAUCGGAGGUCAGAAGAUGGAGUGAGUUUUUGGGAGGCAAGCCUGUUUGAGCGCAGACAGCAGAUGGAAGACAGUACAGCACACAUAAUGUAAACAAGAGA